AAAAUGUUGUUGAAUGUUACAAAUAAACCCUUUCAAUAAUUUGGGAGUAUAAUAUCAUCAGACCAAUAUUCUAAUCGAGGACCAAAGUUUUUGAAUAGUAAAUUGACCCUUCAAAUCUCACACCGCCCAUUUCCCUAAAAAAAUAUUAUGCCACCAGCUUUAUAUAAAGAAAAAAUAUACAAAAUUAAUGGAAAUGGCGGAAAAAAAAUUACUAGUACUAUCUCAAUCGUAACUGGCGAAACACCGCCGCUGACUUACAUUCCGAUAACAAUGGCUGCAGUGGCGGAGAGUUCGAAGGAAGACAACAAGCUCGUCAUUGUUAGGGUUAAGAGAAAAGCUUACCAGUCUCGCCUUGACGCUUUCUGGCUCGAAAUCAAUGAGAGGCCAGUUAAACGACCAUUGAUCGAUUUUGCCAAGCUGAAAAUAGAUGAAUCUUCAAGUAGAGUGGAAGAAUUGAAGAGCCGAAAGGUACUUGUGCGACAUGUGGAGACAGUAGCUAGCUCAGAGGUCACUAUUGAUAUCGUGAAGUCUUUUGUGCAGUCGGCUCCAGCAGAUUCUUCAGAAGGCAAAGAGAAAUCUGAGAUAAGGCGAAGUUUUAGGACAGAAAAGAAACAAGAUCGGCUACUUGCCAAGGCUAAGCAAAAGCAAGAGGAUUUGUCAAAAUCUGCCCGGUUUGAGCAAAUAUGGAAAAGCAGAAAAGAAAAGAGCAAACUAAUGCACGACAAAGAGCUGAAUGAGAUGUGUCGGCUAUAUGAUGUUAUUCGUGUUGAUACUGAAGAAAAAAGCCAUGAAGUGCAAGAGGAGACUACUGGUUUUGAAGAUCAGAAGAUGAUGUCCCAAUAUUUGCCUCUUUUAUGGGAAGUCAUGCCGAGUGCUGCUGAAGAAAUUGAGUCAGAGAUUCAUAAUAAUGCGAUGAAACAAGCAUCUUCAGAUGGUUAUGUUUAUGACUAUUAUGCUGUUAAGAAGGAUACCAACACUGAUGAUGAUAUUGCUAGCCCUUUUCCGUUGGUAAAGGUUGAUGAAGAUGAUGACUACUAUGAUGGUCCUGAUCAUUCAGACUACGAAUCUGAUGAUUCCAAUGCUGAACACAAUCCCUGGAAUGAUUAUCCGGAUGAAGAGGAAUCUGAAGAUGAGGAUGAAACCCACUCAUCAAGUGAUAAAUCAGAAGUUUCAAGCAGCAAUUCUGAGGAACAAUAUGGAUCUGAUACUGUUGGUGUAAUUACUUUUAAGAAUAUGAGCAUGGGCCGCGAAGAUUGGCCAGAUUAUGCUGAAGAUAUGUAUGGUGAGUUAGAUGUUGAAGCUUCCGAUGAUGAUGAUGACGAGGAGGAAUGGUGACCAUCAGUACAUGCCAUGUUUAACUUCUCAUCAGUACCUAUUUCGUGCAUUCCUGUAAAUGUCUCUGCGGAUCAAGUUCACCUUGUCUUGUGAAUGACAUGUAGUUAUGUUUUUUGAACCGGCUAAUUCUGCUAUCUGUGCUACUGUUGAAUGACAUGCAGUUAAGUGAUUGGGCAAAAAUCCUUUCCCCUGAUCUUGCCAAUUUGGUAAAUCUCAGUCAGGUUUCCACUCGUAAGUGCCUCUUAACUGUAGUUGUCGAGUUAACAAUUUAUGAUUAUGUUGUCUUUGUUUUUCA
Capsicum annuum is the source of this 1630-nucleotide messenger RNA. Its product is annotated as RNA-directed DNA methylation 4. The coding region runs from base 148 to 1335 and encodes 395 amino acids. NCBI's taxonomy places the organism in Eukaryota, Viridiplantae, Streptophyta, Magnoliopsida, Solanales, Solanaceae. The transcript is spliced from 10 exons. The record is from RefSeq and is a predicted model, not a curated record.